UUAAUUAUGUCUUAUAACAACAGUCGAGAACGAUAUGUUUACAAAGGGAUGGAGCCUUGAUCUCCCUCCUCUCCAUCUCCAGAGCGGAACAGAGAUCAAGGUUGAAAUUAUUCAGAUAAGUUGUGCAUUAGAGGUAACUCUCAUAUUUCCAGUUCAUAUAAAAAUACAAGGCCUAGAGAAGUUCGGAAAGAAAGUACAUAUAAGAAAGAGAGGACUGUGCGACUCAGUGAUAAAGAUUAUGAUAGUCACAACCAUUCCUAUGCAAAGAAUAGUUUCCAUGCCACAUCAAGCUAUUAUCACACUCCUCAUGAACCUAUUGACUGAUACUCAGGAUAUAAUCCGAUGGACCUCUACGAUAGGUUCUCGGAUAAUGUCACGAAAAAUAUUGAUCUGACUAAGAAUGAGUCAAUGAAGGAGAAAGAAGAAGAAUACUGCUCGUUGAUGGAAGAAGCUCAUGACCAAACUAUUGGCAUUCCUGUCAAGAAACCUAAAGGAAACGAUACUUUAUUUUCCUUUAGGAACAAACCAACUUUUCCUUCAAAAAUUAUUCCAGUGGCAGAAAAAUUUGAUCAGGAUAACUUUGAUUUAGAAUCUGUAGAUGAGCUUAUAGGUAUCGAAACUAGAGAGUUUAAUUUCUCCAAGGAUAUCUAUCAUGACCGGAGUUGCUCCAAAUACAGUGCUCAGAGUCAUGAACAUAAUCAGCCUAGAGAAGAGCAUCCUGCAUCUCAGCUCAAGGUGAAUGAGGCAAGGUACAGUGAAAUUCCAAGAAGUUUCAGUCUACAUAAAGAUAUUGAAGAUGCUCAAGGAAUCGAGCUAGCUCCAUGCAAAAAGGAUUAUCCAAGUAGCACAUUUAAUAAUUGAAUGAAUAACAAGAUAUAUGAUUACAAACAGAUAGGGCCGACCAACCUUAUUGAAAAUACAAACCAAAAAGACCCUUUCUCAAUGAUCCAUGAAAACAGCAAAGAUGGCUCAGUAAUAUUCAACCAUACGUUCAACAAUGGUAACAACCACACGAAAACUGAUUCACAAGUAUCGAAUGUAGGUUGGUUGUACAAGACAGCUCCUAAAUACAAAGCUGCCAUUGUUGAUUAUGACAAAUCAAGCAGCCAACAAAACUCGCCUCAGAACCAAGAUAGCUUUAAUCUUAAGGUUAUUGAAAAAGAUCCUGCCCAACAAAGAAAAAUAGAAAUAGAUAUGAUUGUCAGAAACCCGAUAGUUGAGAAAUCUAAUGAACAAUCAUCCACAAAUGAGCAUAUUCUGCACCUGCAUAAAAUGAAAAGUCUCUCUGAUAAAGAGUCUUCGUCAAGAGUCAAAAUCGAGGAAAAGGAGAAUAUCAAGAAAGAUGAUAUUGCUCAAUCAAUUAAGUCUCUACAUUCAAGGAUAGAUUCCAUUCACACAGUACUUUCAUCUAAUAAUCCUCCUAAGGAUGAAGAGAAAAGUCAAGAAAAGCCUAUACACUUUCAUCGGGACUCUUCAGAGUUCAAGAUUAAGAGCCAAAGCAAUUGUGAAGUAAAAAAGUCAGAGAGAAAUUCUGAAGAAAGAAACCCAGUUAAUGACUCAUACAACCAAUUUGAACGAGCCAGAAUUAUUGAGUUUUUAAAAUCAGAACAAGAACUAGAAAAUAAUUAUGGACCAAUUCAUGGAAGACUAACUCCAAAGUUACCAUCAGCCAAUUUGGCAAUUCAAUCAGAGCGUAGUGAUUCCUUGAGAGAGACAGAGAAAUCAGUAGAAAUGGCUGCGAUGUUCCCUCCCUUUAAAAAUAGCGAUAUGCUAUUAAGAAAAUAUGCUUCGAAUAGACCACCCACUCGAGAACCAAAGGUUAAAACAAAAAGAAGCAGAAGUAGAAGCAGCAAAACCAGAAAAAAUAGGUCUAAAUACAAAGUCUACGAGAGACAAAUGAAGUGGCUAAAAGAGAAAAAUAAAAAGAAUGAUUUCAUGAGAAGACAGCAAUACAAAUCUAACAAGAUCGCCACUAAAAGAUCAAAGUCUCCCAAAAACCAGACUAGGCAUUCAACUAGCCUCUGAAGAAGUGAAAGGAGUUCCAAAGGUAAAAAGACAAUCAAAGACAAAACUUUCUGUGAUUUCCUCCAAAGAAAUGAAAUCUGGCAAGAAAACAAAAAGAAAAGAAUAGAAGAAACUACAAUUAGACUACAAAACGCAGAGAAGCAAUUAAUGAAAACCCCAAAAACGAAAAGACGGUCUAGAUCCGAUCGAAAACAGCACAUCAACCCACACAACAUCCCCUCUAUUACCAAAUCCAUCAUAUCUAGCCAAAACUUCUACAACGAAAUCCUCCGCACAAACAGACUCGAAAACCUGCCUUACAAAAACCGUUUCUACUAACCCCAUAAUUUUUCAACAAACCACUAUCUCCC
Moneuplotes crassus is the source of this 2375-nucleotide messenger RNA. NCBI's taxonomy places the organism in Eukaryota, Ciliophora, Spirotrichea, Euplotida, Euplotidae. The record is from the annotation of a GenBank genome assembly.